AUUUCUUCUCCUAUUAGUAUCUGAAAGAACCAAACAAUUUUUUAGCUUUAUUUUUUUUUGCUCGCAAAAUCCAGGUUUCUGUUAGAAUAAUGCGAGCAAAAUUUUGAAGAAAUUUAAUGGCUGCUGUUAAGCGAGUGAUUCCAUUAGGUGUUAAUUACGGUAUUAGUUUGUCCAAAUUGCGAGGGAUUAACAAUGUAGCCAUUAACGUUCCUGCAGCUUCAUUGCUUGUAAAUAGGUCUCAAUGCAAGGCCGUUGGUUAUAAUUUCAAAUUUUCCAGUUUACUUUCGUCGAAAUCUUAUGCUCAUAACAAGUUUGAUUAUAGGCAGAUCUCUCAACUGGUUAAACCGGAUAGCAAACGUGCCUUUCUCGUUGAUACAUUAGCUAUGGUUCGUAGAUUAGAAGCACACGGUGUACCUUCAAAGCAGGCAGAGGCAAUAACAUCUGCGAUUACUGAGGUUUUAAACGACAGCUUGGAAAACAUUGCUAAUUCUUUUGUUUCACUAGCUGAAAUGCAGAAAUCUGAUUUGGUUCAAGAAGCGAAUCUUUCCAAGUUCAAAUCCCAUGUAAAAAGUUCUCAGGAGAAUCAUUUUUCUCUACUGCAACAUGAAACUGAAAAGCUUCGGAAUGAUAUUGAGAAAGUGCGUACUGAAUUGAGGUAUGAGAUUGAUAAGCUUACUGCUGGCCAACGUUUGGAUUUAAAUCUCGAAAGAGGAAGCAUUCGCGAUGAGCUUGCCAAGCAAAGUACAGGGACCACUGACCUUGCUAACAAACUAGAUCGAGAAAUCCAUGCCAUGAGGGCCCAACUUGAAGCUGGAAAAUAUGAAGUCAUCAAAUAUUGUAUAGGAAGCCUUGUUUCUAUCUCAGCUGUUGGCCUUGCUGUGCUUCGGUUAUAUGCUUAAAGAGAUGUUCCAAAAGAUAUUUAUAUUGCCUCAAAAAUAGGAAGAGAUAUAAUUGUUGACAUUAUUCUUUUGGGAGCUUAAGUAGAUGUUUAUUCAUAGUUGAAUCAAUUGUAAUAGUAUUUGAAUUGGCAGAAAGGUUA
Messenger RNA from Solanum dulcamara, 1039 nucleotides. Its product is annotated as protein FMP32, mitochondrial-like. NCBI's taxonomy places the organism in Eukaryota, Viridiplantae, Streptophyta, Magnoliopsida, Solanales, Solanaceae. The coding region runs from base 117 to 899 and encodes 260 amino acids. The record is from RefSeq and is a predicted model, not a curated record. The transcript is spliced from 7 exons. Gene Ontology annotation, cellular component: mitochondrion.